Molecule: messenger RNA, 2178 nt
Organism: Hyalella azteca
Lineage: Eukaryota; Metazoa; Arthropoda; Malacostraca; Amphipoda; Hyalellidae
Exons: 5
Coding region: 566-1561 (331 amino acids)
Source: RefSeq, a predicted model, not a curated record
GCAGCAGCAACAACAACAGCUGCAGCAGUUCAAACAACAGGCGCUGCAACGACAUGUUUUGCAGUUCUCUGGACAUCUGGAACAACUUUCGAUCCUGUAUUUCUUACGACGAGAUCUGGAGCAAGUAAAACGUGUAUUAGCAGACCAUCAUGACCAGGCGAAGCAGUCAAGCACAGCGCAACAACAGAACAGGCGAGACAACGGCCGCUACCCCAAAGAAAGGGCAGACCGGCAAGGAGACAGCAACGUUGACCGAGACCGAGACGGUCGGAAGGACCGAAGUCGCGGCGACAGAAGCGACGAAACAAGAGACCGUGAUGGUAAUAAUGACAGGGACCGUUCGAGGAGCGGCGACAGAAGAGGCGAAACAAGAGACCGUGAUGGUAAUAAUGACAGGGACCGUUCGAGGAGCGGCGACAGAAGAGACGAAGCAAGAGACCGUGAUGGUAAUAAUGACAGGGACCGUUCGAGGAGAUGCUCGCGGGAGAGGAGAGAAGACGGCUGUCAUCGUCCGUCCAGGAGCAGGAGUGAGCAAGCCAUUCCCCCGAGCCCAGAGCCCAUCACUAUGCAGGUCCCAAAGAUGCAGAAUCUGGUCAACUUACCCGGAAAUGUUGGCAACGACUUCUUCAAUCCUGCAAGCUCUAGGCUUGAUUCCUCGCCCCAGGCAAUGAUCGGUUCUGGGAACUCCGCCGCUGUGGGGCUACACUCAGAACGGCAUUUCCCUGCGUCUUCAUGCUUCAACACAUUGGGCUGCCCUGGCAUAUCACAACAACAACAACAUGGUGCGAGACCCACGGGCUCUGUCGUGGUGAAGCCCACGAACGCUGGAGGUGUUGUCGGUGGUCUUAUUCGUGGUACGGCGCUGCCCAUCAAGAUGUCAAGCAGCCCUCUGCAGCAGCAGCAGGUCUGUAAGAGUUCCUCCAUCACCAUUACGUCUCCAGCCAAUCUGCCCUCCUCUCUUCAGUGUAAUACGAACCUUUCCCCGAAUCAGGCAUCUUCAGUUCACUCUCUCCCCGUUAAUGUUCCAUCGUGUUCGUUGAUGGGUCCAUCUUGCACGUACAUCUUCCCUGGAGGCGUCAGCACCAUGGCUCCUUCUGUGAACAACUCCCUCAGACCGCAGCUCGCGCCCCCACCUUACACUUCAACCGCCAUGAAUGUCCUCAACAUCCCUAUUUCUGCCCCUCUAAAAGUUGCUGCGUGCAGCGGAGGUGACAUUUCGAACACUUCGCUGUCACACAUCUCCCAAGCUCCUAAUAUAGUCGCUUCGUCCAGCCCUGCUGGUACCUACAGCAGCAACUUGAGCCUCCAGUCUUCCUUGCCAUGUACCUCCACAAUGACAAGCUCUUCUUCUGUCCUUGCAGCCACUAGUGGAUCAGCUACUCUUCCUUAUGACAAAACUGAAGUCAUGAACUUCAUCAAGCAAGAACCUAUGGAUAUGGACGUCAAGAAGGAGCCCUUGUCAACUGAGGGCUCUGACGUCAAAGUAAAGAUGGAGAUCAAGACCGAAGUUAAAGAUGAGCUUAGUAACUUAAAAUCACAUCAAAAGCAGAUAGUAACUUAAAAUCACAACAUGCUUUUGGGGUAACCCGUGAUUGAAUCAAAAUCCGUUCCUAGCAGCUCAAGAUAAUAUGUUGGGUUACAGAUUACUUUGCUUGAUACUGUGUGUUUCCAGAUAUGUAUAAUUUUUUAUCAUUCAAAUUAAAAAUGGUUUUAGGUACAGGUACACUCCCUCAUGCAUAUUGUCCAGCGCUCCGUUGCGCCCGUGCAACUAACUUCUGGUUGUGCCGUUCUAUCCUGGGGCAUUUGAUCGUGGGCUGAUUUGAUGUCAGACGGUUUUCCUGUGAGCCGAUAUGAUGCCGGGCGGUUUGAUCUUGGGCUGAUUUGAUGUCAGGCGCUUUGAUCGUAGGCUAGGCGUUCUGAUUUGGGGGAUGGACGAUGGCGACUUUCCGUUGUGGUAAAUUGAUGCUGUCAGCAAUUGUUUCAGAUUUUAUGACUACUUGUAAUGCAUUUUACUCAUACUUCUAAAUUUGAAUAACUGGGAUUUUUCCUGCUUCAGAAAUAAAUAUUGAAUAAAAGAUGAGCAAAAUAUUAACAUGUAGUUUGGGAUAAUAAUUGGUGUGUACAUCAUAAUAACUUGUAGUUUUAUGGUACCUGCAAAUUCAAUGAGGCUGUGAUUUC